Messenger RNA from Capra hircus (goat), 882 nucleotides. Its product is annotated as cortistatin. The transcript has 2 exons. Gene Ontology annotation, biological process: regulation of cell migration. Gene Ontology annotation, molecular function: neuropeptide hormone activity. The record is from RefSeq and is a predicted model, not a curated record. Gene Ontology annotation, cellular component: extracellular region. NCBI's taxonomy places the organism in Eukaryota, Metazoa, Chordata, Mammalia, Artiodactyla, Bovidae. Bases 437 to 814 code for a protein of 125 amino acids.
UUGAUUUCCUUUAGGAUUGACUGUUUUCAUCACCAUAAGCUCCUUAUUCAAGGCUAAUUUUGUAUUAUGUUAAAUCACUUGGUUUUGUUCUCACGACUUCCUGAUUGCUUUGGCAUAAUUGCGAGGAGGUGGAACUUCUAGGCAAGCGCACAUGCAUCCCCAAGUGGAGCAAAUCCACUCUUGACACAGGAAGAGCACCGAGGUUUUAAUGACGGGGUUAAAUCCAGUCCUGAAGCACUUUUGCGGGCACUGAUUGCUCAGGCUCGUGCGUCACCACUUGAAUAUGAGGGGAGAGGGGGUACAGGCUUUAGAUAGGCAUAUAUUCCAAAAAAGAAACCAAACACACAGCUGCAGGUUGAGCUGAAAAUAGCCCCCUCAGUCUGCAGAGAAGAGACUCAAGUCCACAAAGCACUGGUUUCAGGGGCUGCCAAGCAGGAUGAGCAGCUCCAGAGCUGGAGAGAGGUACCAGCCAGCCUGCAAGAUGCUGCCCCUCUGCUUGCUGCUGCCGCUGCUGCUGCUGCCGCUGCUCCUGCUGCCCUCUGGGGCCACCACUGCCCUCUCCCCAGAGGGCGGCCUCGCCGGCCACGAGAGCGGGCACACGCAGGAAGUGGCAGAAAUAAAGACAAACAGCCUGUUGACUUUGCUUGUGUGGUGGUACGAGUGGGCCUCCCAGGCCAGGGCAGUGCCCUUCGUAGAAGGGGAAGCCAGGGAGGAGUCCAAACGGCAGGAAGGCGCACCACUUCAUCAGUCCACGCACCAAGAUAAAACACCCUGCAAGAAUUUCUUCUGGAAGACCUUCUCCUCCUGCAAGUAAAACUCCACCCAUAACUACUUGUGCAAAGAAGUGUAACAGUGGAUCUGAAUAAAAUGUAUUAAUAAGCA